AUGUUGGUAAAUGUCAAGAUUGUCACUCCAAAGGGAACUUGGUUUCUUCCAUGUAAUGUCCCACACAAGUCAACUGGACCAGAUUUGAUGCAGCUAUUUAUGGGAUCUGAAGGAAUUUUGGGAAUUGUGACAGAAGUGACAUUAAGAGUAAGGAAAUGUCCUGAAUGUCAAGUUUAUGGCUCUGUGUUGGUUCCUGAUUUUGAGGCAGGAGUUGCUUGUCUUCAUGAAGUUUCGAAUAGAAGAGUUGCUACUGCUUCGAUUCGUCUAAUUGACAAUUCUCAAUUUCAGUUUGGUCAAUCACUAAAACCUAAACAAGAAAGUAAGCUUGAAGGCCUUAGUGAUUGGUUUAAGGGUUUGUACGUUACUAAGGUUUGUGGAUUUGAUAAGGAAAAGAUGUGUGUCAUUACUUUAUUAUUCGAAGGAAGUCAAUCUGACAUUGACAGGCAACAGAAAAUUAUUUAUGACAUAACUGCUAAAUAUGGAGGACUUGUGGCAGGUGCUGAAGCUGGUUAUCGAGGUUAUUUACUGACCUAUGUCAUUGCUUAUUUGAGAGAUUAUGGUUUCAAUUAUUAUUUCAUGUCAGAAAGUUUUGAAACUUCAGCUCCUUGGUCAAGAGUCGUUCCAAUAAUCAAGAAAAAAGUGCCAAGCAACGAGGAUGUUCCAACACCAUGGGUUUCGGCUCGUGUCACUCAAGUAUACGAAACUGGUGCCUGUAUCUAUUUCUAUUAUGGAUUCAUCUUUAGAGGAUUACAAGAUCCAAUUAAGGCAUUCUCAGAGAUUGAAGCUGAAGCAAGAGAUGAAAUCUUACUUCAAGGUGGAAGUUUAUCUCAUCAUCACGGAGUUGGAAAGCUCAGAAAGGAAUGGAUGAGUCAAGUGGUGGGAGAUCAAGGAGUUGAGAUUUUGAAAAAGUUAAAGAAUAAUGUUGAUCCUGAUAAUUUGUUUGGAAAUGGAAAUUUGGGAUUGACUAGAGCUGAUUUGAGUAUUUCGGCAAAUAUCGAAUAA
Messenger RNA from Naegleria gruberi, 1002 nucleotides. RefSeq lists its product as uncharacterized. The transcript has 2 exons. Gene Ontology annotation, biological process: lipid biosynthetic process. The coding region runs from base 1 to 1002 and encodes 333 amino acids. Gene Ontology annotation, molecular function: alkylglycerone-phosphate synthase activity; flavin adenine dinucleotide binding. The record is from RefSeq and is a predicted model, not a curated record. Lineage: Eukaryota; Heterolobosea; Eutetramitea; Acrasida; Naegleriidae.